Andrographis paniculata is the source of this 1233-nucleotide messenger RNA. RefSeq lists its product as uncharacterized. The record is from RefSeq and is a predicted model, not a curated record. Bases 82 to 1098 code for a protein of 338 amino acids. Lineage: Eukaryota; Viridiplantae; Streptophyta; Magnoliopsida; Lamiales; Acanthaceae. Gene Ontology annotation, molecular function: polysaccharide binding. The transcript is spliced from 3 exons.
CCCUUUUCUACAAAAACAUAUAUUAACAAACCUUCAUAGCCUUUUGAACACCAAUUGCACACAAACAAACUAUUCGACAAAAUGCCUCCAAGAACCCUCUUAUUAUUAGCAUUCCUAUCUCUCCCAAUCCUUCUCCUAACCUCCCAUGCCCAAAAACCUCACAACACAUCCCUUUGUACCACUUCUUCUUGCGGAACAACCACCAUCACCUACCCUUUCCGACUCCGGUCCGACCCGCCCGACUGCGGCUUCCCAGACCCGUUCUUCGCCCUCGAAUGCCAUACCAAUAGCCCAAUCAUCACCAUAGGAUCGCAGCAUUACAACGUGCAAGCGAUCACCUACGGCAACUAUUCCAUUAGGCUCACCGAUCCCGGGAUCACCCCCGGAAACUACUCCACAUGCCCGACCUACCCCUCCCUCGACUACGGCAACUCUUCCCAAUACAUGACCUCUGUUUACAUCUACAACAUAUAUUUUGCGUUCAUCACUUGCUCCCGACCGGUGAACAAUCCGGCGUACGUCGCGAAUCCUAGCUGCGGCAAUGCCACCGCGUUCCCAAACGCUUCGCAGGUUUAUGGCUACGUCGCAGAGAAUGUCAAUGCGUACAACAACUUGGAUAAGUCUUGUGUCGUGGAUAAGGAGGUUCAUGCGUCGUCGGCGACCCCUUUUGAGGUUCGGACCUAUCCAUAUUCGACCAUCCACGACUUUUUGUCGCAUGGAUUCGAGUUCUCGUGGUAUCAAGUUUAUUGCGGGGACUGCAAUCCUGCCAAUGGGAGAUGCUCGGUGGAGAACGGCAAGGUUCGAUGCCGGCAUUAUUGCUUCGAACAUACGCCGUUAUCGGAACGAAGCUUUCGAUGCAAAUUGGAGUACUAUUACCCUUAUAUUUUUCUGAUCAUCCUUCCUGCCAUAGGUAAGAUUCAAUUCAAUCCAGAUGAAUUUGUUAAUGAUAAAUCCACUAACCUGUUGAAUUUUGGUCUUCUUCCUAGGUGGAAUCUUACUGCUGAGAUGCUUGUGUGGAGUUUCAUUUGCUGUUGCCGUUCUGCGGUCCAGAAGAAGAAAGCAGCAAGAAGGUGCUUCCAUGGCGGACGAAGAAGAUAAAAGUCAAGCUGUAGAAUCCAUAGCAUAGCCUGAGUGAGCGAAGAAUGUAUAAAUUAAUUAAUAAUCUGGAAGGAAUUUGUGGUUGGAUGUGUAUCAUAUAUAUUAUUGUAUAGGAAUUGUAGUUAAUUUUGAUUU